CGGGCAAAACCGUCCCGAGCGCGGAGGGGGGAGGUUGGGCGGGCGCGAAAGUAAUUCCCCCGCCGCUCCUCGCCGGGAGCCGGGCUCCCUCCGCACCGUUAUAUCCGCUACCUGGUGCCUCCCUCGCCUCGCCGCUUGCCUCCCUCCUCCGCCUAGCGGUGCCUCCGCACUCCGCCGCCUGUCCGGGACCGUUACACGCUGCCUUCCCCCACACGCCCCGCGACCGCCCCGCCACCGCUGCGGGGAGCGGGCUCGGGGGGCCCCCCCCGACCGCGCCGCCGCCCUCCUGCCCGGGCAGGGACGCCGAGCCCCGCGGGGAGCGGUGGGGUAGCCUCCGCCGCCCGGCCGGCCUCGGCAGCCCUAACUCCGAAACUUGUUACCUGCGCGCCCCGGCGGAGCGGGGCCUCCCCGCCCGCCUCCCCCCCGCCCCGGCCCCGCCGGCGGGAUUGCCUCGCCGCCCGCCCGGGAGUGCCUCUCUGCCGCUCGCCGGAGUUCCCCUCGCUCCCGGCCGGCGCCGCGGGGAGGGCUGGCGCUCGCUUUUCGGGGGGCGGCGGUGGGGGACUCCGACCGCCACCCGGAGAAGGGGAGGGGGCACACCCGGGGAGAGCUGCUGCGGGCGGUGGGGGUGGCACCGUGGCCGCAGCGGGCAGCGAUUCGUGCGGGGGCAGCGCGGCGCGGCCGCCCCGGGCCGGCGGGAGGGGGCCGGCGCCCCCGCCGUCCGCUCGCCGCCUUCGCCGCCUCCUCCCCACCGAGAGUUGGUCCUCGGCGGCGGCCGCGCUGCUUCCCCGCCCUGGGUCCCACCGGGGCGGUGGGGAAGGGAGGGCUGCUCCCGGGCGGCGGGGGCGGGCGGUGAAGUUUCUUCCCUUCCCUCUGGCUUCGGAGUCACCAACUAUAAUAACGUGGUAGAAGCGAACUCAGAUUCUGAUGAUGAAGAUAAAUUGCAUAUAGUGGAAGAAGAAAGUGUAACUGAUGCAGCAGACUGUGAUGCUAGUGUGCCAGAAGAUGACUUGCCAACAGACCAUACAGUAUUACCAGAAAGCAGUGAAAGAGAAGGGAGUACAAACAGUUGCUGGGAAGAUGAAGCUGGAAAAGAAGCAAAGGAAAUCCUGGGGCCUGAAGCUCAGACAGAUGAAGUUGGAUGUACAGUAAAAGAAGAUGAAUGUGAUUCUGAUGCAGAAAAUGAACAAAACCACGACCCUAACGUUGAAGAAUUCCUUCAGCAAGAAGAUACAGCAGUUAUCUAUCCUGAAGCACCUGAGGAGGACCAGAGACAAGGCACACCAGAAGCUAGUGGUCAGGAUGAAAAUGGAACACCUGAUGCGUUUUCCCAGCUGCUCACCUGCCCGUACUGUGACCGAGGGUACAAGCGGUUCACCUCUCUGAAGGAACACAUCAAAUACCGCCACGAGAAGAACGAAGACAACUUCAGUUGCUCCUUGUGCAGCUACACCUUCGCCUACAGGACGCAGCUUGACCGCCACAUGACUUCGCACAAAUCAGGAAGAGAUCAAAGACAUGUGACGCAGUCCAGUGGUAAUCGAAAAUUCAAGUGCACUGAAUGUGGGAAAGCUUUUAAAUAUAAACAUCACCUAAAGGAGCACCUACGAAUCCACAGUGGAGAGAAGCCAUACGAGUGCCCAAACUGCAAGAAGCGUUUUUCCCAUUCUGGUUCCUACAGUUCCCACAUCAGCAGUAAGAAAUGUAUUGGUUUGAUGCCCGUGAAUGGUCGAGCCCGCUCAGGGCUCAAGACGUCUCAGUGCUCCUCCCCUUCCCUUUCUGCAUCGCCAGGUAGCCCAGCAAGACCACAGAUACGACAAAAGAUAGAAAACAAGCCCUUGCAAGAGCAACUUCCUGUUAACCAAAUUAAAACUGAACCUGUGGAUUAUGAAUUCAAGCCCAUAGUGGUCGCUUCAGGAAUUAAUUGUUCGACCCCUUUGCAGAAUGGGGUUUUCAGUGGUGGUAGCCCGUUGCAGGCAACCAGUUCUCCUCAGGGUGUGGUGCAAGCUGUUGUUCUACCAACAGUAGGUCUGGUGUCUCCCAUAAGCAUCAACUUAAGUGACAUUCAAAAUGUACUUAAAGUGGCAGUGGAUGGUAAUGUAAUAAGGCAAGUAUUGGAAAACAAUCAUGCUAAUCUUGCGUCCAAAGAACAAGAAACAAUCAGCAAUGCAUCUAUACAACAAGCUGGCCAUUCCCUCAUUUCAGCUAUCAGUCUUCCUUUGGUUGACCAAGAUGGGACAACCAAAAUUAUCAUCAACUAUAGCUUGGAGCAGCCAAGUCAACUUCAGGUUGUUCCACAAAACCUGAAAAAAGAGAACUCUGUUCCUGCAAACAGUUGCAAAAAUGAGAAAUUACCAGAAGAUCUUACAGUGAAGUCUGAGAAAGAUAAGAACUGUGAAGGAGAGACCAAUGAUAGCACUUGUCUUCUUUGUGAUGAUUGCCCAGGAGAUCUUAAUGCACUUCAAGAAUUAAAGCACUAUGAAACAAAAAAUCCUCCUCAGCUUCCUCAACCCGGUGGAACAGAAGCUGAGAAGCCCAGCUCCCCUGUCCCAUCAGAAACUGGGGAGAACAACUUAUCUCCUGGUCAGCCACCCUUAAAGAACCUUUUAUCGCUCCUAAAAGCCUAUUACGCAUUAAAUGCACAACCGAGCGCAGAAGAGCUUUCGAAAAUUGCAGAUUCAGUAAACCUGCCCCUGGAUGUGGUAAAAAAGUGGUUUGAAAAAAUGCAAGCUGGGCAGAUUUCUGUGCAGUCUUCUGGACCGUCUUCUCCUGAACAAGUUAAGCUAAGCAGUCCUGCAGGUAACGACGAUCAGGCAGCGGCUCCAAACGCCAGCGAGCCCCCGAACGGCACAGCUAACCCGCAGAAUCCUGGCAGUGCAAUCAAAUCCGAGGCUUUGCCAGGGGAAUCGGCUCUAAAUGGCUCACGCAGCAGCACACCAUCCCCGUCGCCACUAAACCUUUCCUCGGCCAGAAAUCCACAGGGUUACGCGUGCACGGCAGAGGGUGCACCGGAAGAGCCGCAAGUCGAACCUCUUGACCUUUCGCUACCAAAGCAACAAGGAGAGCUCUUGGAAAGAUCUACCAUAACUAGUGUUUACCAGAACAGUGUUUACUCUGUCCAAGAAGAACCUUUGAACUUAACUUGUGCAAAAAAAGAACCACAAAAGGACAACAGUGUUACAGACUCUGAUCCUAUUGUAAAUGUUAUCCCACCAAGUGCCAAUCCCAUAAAUAUUGCUAUACCUACAGUCACUGCCCAGCUACCUACAAUAGUUGCCAUUGCUGACCAGAACAGUGUCCCAUGCUUGAGAGCUCUUGCUGCCAAUAAGCAAACCAUUUUGAUUCCACAGGUUGCUUAUACGUACUCUACUACAGUUAGUCCAGCAGUUCAAGAAACGCCUCCAAAACAGACCCAAGCCAAUGGAAAUCAGGAUGAAAGGCAAGACACUAGCUCAGAAGGAGUAUCGAAUGUAGAAGAUCAAAAUGAUUCUGAUUCAACACCCCCAAAGAAAAAGAUGAGAAAGACAGAGAAUGGGAUGUAUGCCUGUGAUUUAUGUGACAAAAUAUUCCAGAAGAGCAGUUCAUUAUUGAGACACAAGUAUGAACACACAGGUAAAAGGCCUCACGAGUGUGGAAUCUGCAAAAAAGCCUUCAAACACAAACACCAUUUGAUCGAACACAUGCGACUGCACUCUGGGGAGAAGCCCUACCAAUGUGACAAGUGUGGAAAGAGGUUUUCACACUCGGGGUCUUACUCUCAGCACAUGAAUCAUCGCUACUCCUACUGCAAAAGGGAGGCAGAAGAGCGUGACAGCACGGAGCAGGAGGAGACAGGCCAGGAGGUCCUCAACAACGAGCAUGCUGGUGCCAGGGCAUCCCCAUCGCAGAUUGACUCAGAUGAGAGAGAGAGUUUAACCAGGGAAGAAGAGGAAGAGAGCGAAAAAGAGGAAGAGGAGGAGGAAGAAAAAGAAAUAGAAGGACUUCAGGAAGAAAAAGAAUGUAGGAAACUACAAGAAGCAGAGGAUGAAGAAGAGGAGGAAGAAGAAGAAGGGAAAACUGAAGGUAACAAGAAUGACGAAGCUGUAAAUGAAGCAAGCAAUGCAGAACCAGAGGUUAUACAGAAUAAUGGGCAGGUGCCAGAAGAGAAAAACAAAUGAAGCUUAAAUGAUCCUUUUUUUUUUUUUUUUCUAUAAGGAAAAACAAAACAACACCAAGUUGGUAAUGAAGUUGGUUCUAUAUUAUACAUGCUUUUCAUGGAAACGCAGUAGCCUGCAUACUGUGAUUUCUGUUCACUACUGUGUAAAAAAAAAAAAUAUAUAUGUAAAAAAAAAA
This is a messenger RNA of Dryobates pubescens (Downy woodpecker), 4329 nucleotides long. It is a transcript of the gene ZEB1, whose product is annotated as zinc finger E-box binding homeobox 1. NCBI's taxonomy places the organism in Eukaryota, Metazoa, Chordata, Aves, Piciformes, Picidae. Gene Ontology annotation, molecular function: DNA-binding transcription factor activity, RNA polymerase II-specific; RNA polymerase II cis-regulatory region sequence-specific DNA binding. The record is from RefSeq and is a predicted model, not a curated record. Gene Ontology annotation, biological process: anatomical structure development; regulation of transcription by RNA polymerase II. The transcript is spliced from 9 exons. The coding region runs from base 1482 to 4154 and encodes 890 amino acids.